AUGUCAUUUCCCAAUCAGACUACACAUUUGAUAGCUCAGUUCAGGGCAUCGUAUCUAACGCUUACUGAUAAUGACGAAUAUGCCAAAAGAAUCAUCAAACCGUUGAUUCUAGAAGAUGAAAGGGAGAAUGAAGAGAUCAACGGGAGAGUAUUGGCUCAACUUGGAGAUCAGCUUCUGCAUUCGCCACCCAUAGCAUUCCAUAGUUCUGUGAAGAAAGGCUUGAAUGACGAUGACCAGCCUUCCAGUUAUCACCAUGCCCUGAUGAGUCAUAAGAAACCAAAUCAACUUCAUAAUAAGAAAAGAAGGUCGACCAAGAGGCUUCGUCCCAAGACAAUAAAAGAAGAAUCCAGCCGAAGUGUGUCAAACAACUCUACCAUCACUCCACCUUCCAAUGAGAUUACCGAACAACGUAAGACAUCUGCAUCUAGUCUUGAUACCAUUCAGAAUAAUCAAUCAUCGAGUCAUUUCAAGUUUCGUCUUUCUCCGCCAUCUCAAUCCAGUUUGAAAAGCCCUGAACCAAUUGAGGAUAACAGUGAUGGCUCAUCCAAGCAAAGUAAUAAAUUCGGACUCUCUUAUACUAAGACUAUUAGAGGGGGUAAUAAAAAUAAGAAGACAAAUUCAAUUGUGAAAUUUUUCCAACCCCAACAAAAGGCAAAAUAUAAUAAUAGUGACUCGGAUAGUGAUUUUGAUAGUGAUGACUUCAUGACCAACCCUAAAGCUUUAGAAUUGAUCAAAGAGGAAAAUGCAAACCCCCCUUUGGAUUAUCAUUCUGAAGAUGGUGAAUCGUUGCCUUCCAUAAACGAUAAUGCCGAUGUUCUAACUAUUGAUAGUGACUUUGAUGUGCCGGUCUCUGAAACUGGGAACGUUGUUAAACCAGCGAAUAAUAAUAAAAAUGAAGGCGGGCCUUUGAUUCGUAAGAAAUUUAGACUUAGUCUCAAUAAUAAUAAGAAUAAUCGAAUUGAAGAAAUUGAAAAUGAUGAUCAUGACGAAUCUACGGUUGAGAAUGUAGAGCAGUCAUCAAAGAAUGACGGUGCUGAGAAUAACGAAGAUUCUGAUCUCGAAGAAUACUCCGACGAGGAUGUUGAUGAAUAUGAUGAUGAUGAAGACGAUGACGAUUAUGAUUAUGAUGAUGCCGAUGACACAUCUUCAACGGAUUCUGCAUUCACCGAUAUUGAAACGGACUCUUUGAUAGAUUCGUCUUCAAUGCUUGACUCUUAUAACGGCGUCGUGGAUAAUUAUUCUUUUGAAAAUCCUACAGAUACAGUAAAAUCUUUCAAACAAAAUAGUAAAAGAAGAAAACAAAAGUCAAAUUCUAAUACAUAUAAUGCAAUAUCAAGUAAGUCAUUUGCUUCUCAAAAUGAUUUUCUUUCAUCUACCUACAAUAAUUCUAGCACUAAUGUUAACAACUCCAACCUCAAUAAUAAUCCCAAGAAUAGUCAAGAAGGUUCUAAAACACAACCUAAUUCAGCUUCUGUCACUCCAAAUAAGUCUUUUGUUUCAUCACAGAAGAAAAAUCAAUUUGUAUUUGAAAAAAAACCAAUAUUCAAACCAGAUACAGAUCCAACCCCUCGAAAUUCAAAUUUAAGUUUAUUACUUCAAUCGAGGUCAAGGUCUGCAAAUUUAAAUCCUUUACAGUUUUAUUCUUUUGUUGAUUCGGACAUUGACGCUGAAAAUGUUCGUAAAGCUAAAAUCAAUAUUUUUGUUCCACCUAAUUUGAAACCUAUCAUUAUCGAUAUAACCAUGAAUGAUAAUGUGGCUAUCCCUGAUUGUAUUGGUUAUAUAUUACUUUCACUUUCAAAAUUGGAUGAUUUCAAGUAUAUUUCUACAAGUGCUCAUUAUAUGAAUCCUAAUAAUUGGAGACUUGAAUUGGUGGAUGAAGACGGUGAAAACUUUGGAUCCUUCGGUAUACUUGACCGGGUAAGAUUGCUUUCUUCUUACAACAACCCAAGAGAUUUAGCUAUAUGUAAAAUUGAAAAUAAUAGCGAAAUUGCAAAAAACAACAAAAUUACACCUUUGCCGAAAGAAUUCAAGGAAAGCUUGGUAUCUUUUGAAGAAAGACAAAAGAAGUUCAAUUCUAUUCUUGAAAAUGAGACAACCCCUUCGAAAGAACAAAAUAAAAGAAGUGCUUUUGAGAAAGAAGAAACUGUUGAGCUCAAAAUUAGUGGAGUUCCAUUCGGAAAUUCUAGUGAAAGUAUUAAUUUUUUCAUUCCUUUGACAUCCACAAUUGAAAAUUUGACUUCUGAAUUUUGUGCUGAAUAUGACCUAGACCCAUCCAAGUAUAAAUUUAGAGCCUUGAUUUCAGGUUCUGAUGAUAAAACUAACAAACCUCAUACCUUAUUACACGGGACAUUACCUGAUAGUUUGACAUCAACUUCAAUUAAGUAUAGGAAGCCAUUGGCUCCUACCGAUUUGGUAUCUCAACUAGACACACAAUUACUAGAAUUAAUUCCCGCUGAUAAUAGUCAUUUGAGAGUCUCACAGCAAGAUUCCUUGGGUCAAGAUUCAAUGUUGAGUUCUGGAAUUACUCCUUCGAAUUCAUUGAGUGUGCCAGGAAUAACUCCGCCAAUGAAGAAGGUUAUGGAGGAAAAUAGUGACCAUAUUCAAGUGGAUUCUGGCAAAAUUAAUCCUAGUAAAUUGUCCUCAAAUACAAGAACUAAUACCAACACUGCUGAAAGCAUCAAACGCCAACUUAAGUCCAACAAAUACCUUGAAGAUAUAAUAACUGGUGGCGAUUAUCAAAUUCCCAAGAGUCUAAACGAUAUAUAUAUGAGGUGGAAAGUAUGGAGAAAGAAACCUACUCUUUUAAACAGAAUAGAAAAAUCACUUAUUAUCGAUGGUGAUUACAUUCAUCUCACCCCGACAGAAGACACAACCUGGAAAAAGAACCCUGUCGAUAACCCUUUUUCUUCAAGUAAUCAAACAGGUCAUGGAGGAAAUACACAUGGUCAUCAUCAUUAUUUGCAUCAUUAUAAUUACUCCAACUACUACAACAAACUGAUGAUGAAAACAAGUUCCUUCCAUAUCACCCAAAUUACCAAGCUCAAACAAUACAAGAACAGCAAGAACCCAAAUCAUUUCAAGAUUGUAAUCAAAAAAGAAGUUGAAAAUGAAGCAAACGUAAAAGAUAAUGCUAUUAAGAAAAAGUAUGAUUUGGAAGCUGUAAGUGCAGCUGAAUGUGAAGAUAUCAUCAAUAAGAUAAGGUAUGUUUUGCAAGUGUAUAAUAUGUCCAACAUGACUUGA
Molecule: messenger RNA, 3240 nt
Organism: Hyphopichia burtonii NRRL Y-1933
Lineage: Eukaryota; Fungi; Ascomycota; Pichiomycetes; Serinales; Debaryomycetaceae
Exons: 3
Coding region: 1-3240 (1079 amino acids)
Biological process (GO): TORC2 signaling
Cellular component (GO): TORC2 complex; plasma membrane; cytoplasm
Molecular function (GO): phosphatidylinositol-4,5-bisphosphate binding
Source: RefSeq, a predicted model, not a curated record